Varanus komodoensis (Komodo dragon) is the source of this 2247-nucleotide messenger RNA. It is a transcript of the gene TMEM120B, whose product is annotated as transmembrane protein 120B. The transcript has 12 exons. Gene Ontology annotation, biological process: fat cell differentiation. The coding region runs from base 128 to 1141 and encodes 337 amino acids. Lineage: Eukaryota; Metazoa; Chordata; Lepidosauria; Squamata; Varanidae. The record is from RefSeq and is a predicted model, not a curated record. Gene Ontology annotation, cellular component: nuclear inner membrane.
UCGCGCUGCGUGGUUGCUGCUUGCUUUUUUUCCCCCCUUGCUUUUGCUGCUAUCGCUGCGAGGAGGAGGAGGAGGAGGAGGAGGAGGAAGGGAAGCGUUGAUCCCCGUGGUGCUGGCCUUUCGCACCAUGGUGCUGCCUCUGCAGAAAUGCAAGGAAGAAUGGCAAGAACUAGAGGAGGAAUUCCGGCAACUCCAGGAAACUCACAAAAUUUACAAACAAAAGCUAGAGGAACUGAACAGCUUUCAGAUGACCUGCAGCAGCUCUAUACAGAAGCAGAAGCGGGGAUUAAAAGAUCUACAGUACAGUUUCCAAAGAUGUAAACGCGAUUGCAGCUUGGAAGAACUGGAGCUCAUACAGCAAAUAAAGAGUCAGAUCAAAGAGCGGCAAAAUGUCUUCUUCGACAUGGAAGCCUAUUUGCCAAAGAAGAACGGUUUGUACUUGAAUCUGGUGCUGGGAAAUGUGAAUGUAACCCUUCUGAGUAACCAGGCCAAGUUUGCCUACAAAGAUGAAUAUGAAAAAUUCAAACUCUACUUGACUAUAAUCUUAUUACUUGGAGCGAUCACUUGCCGCUUCAUCCUUCAUUACCGGGUGACUGAUGAAGUGUUCAACUUCCUCUUAGUUUGGUAUUACUGCACGCUGACAAUAAGAGAAAGCAUCCUCAUCAGCAAUGGAUCAAGAAUUAAAGGCUGGUGGGUGUCUCAUCAUUAUGUCUCAACAUUCUUGUCUGGUGUGAUGUUAACAUGGCCAGAUGGUGUCAUUUACCAAAUGUUCCGCAACCAGUUUCUAGCAUUUUCUAUUUUUCAAAGUUGUGUUCAGUUUCUACAAUAUUACUAUCAAAGUGGCUGCCUUUACAGACUUCGUGCCUUAGGGGAGAGAAACCAGUUAGAUCUCACAGUGGAGGGAUUUCAGUCUUGGAUGUGGCGAGGGCUGACCUUCCUGCUUCCCUUUCUGUUUUUUGGGCAUUUCUGGCAGCUGUAUAAUGCGAUCACGCUUUUUGAACUGUCAAGACAUAAAAACUGUAAGGAAUGGCAAGUUUUUGUGCUUGCACUCACAUUUCUGCUGCUCUUUCUUGGGAAUUUCCUCACGACCCUGAAAGUUGUGCACACAAAAUUUCAGAAGAAUAAAAUGAAAAAGCUGUGAGAAAGAAGGCUCUGCUUAUGGACGCCAAAGCCUGGGGGGUCUGGUUUCCUAUUGUCCCCCGCUCUGCUGUGAUUAGACACCCAUCCCAGACAGCCCUCCAGAGCCACCGCUGGCCCUGCAACCGCAGAGGAAAUCCCACCUGCACCCUGCUACACGUCUUCCUCAACUGACUUAUUCUGCAAGUGCUGCUGUCUCCCAGCUGAUAGCUUAAUUGUCUAUUUUUAAUCAAAUAAAAUCCCUCUGGCUUUUUCCAGGAUGCAGCCAUGAGGUUGGUUACUUCUAGGAAAAAGAUGGAUUUUCAGGAGAACAAGGACGUGUUGUUAUUCUGGAAUAAGGCAAUCUUUAAAAGCUGUCUCCCAAAUUUCCCUGUACUGGAACCUCUCUGGCUGCUGCCAGCUGUCGCGCCUGCUGCUGUUUACUGAGCUCUGCUCCUCUUCAGACUUACCUUGGAAACUAAUAGGGUCCAUUUCGGAACAGUGCCUAGAGGUGGAGCCCCAAAGACUGUUCUCCACUUGUACUCAAUUGAAAGCAUUUUCAGUGGGGCACUUGCCGAGUUUGUUUAUAUGGGAGGAAGGGAAGCGGGGCUUUGCCUCUUCACUGCAGUCUGUUCCCACUAAACUAGCUUACGAGGAUGGGGAAAGCCAAUGAGAAAACCUCAUCAAAUCCAGCGGAAGUUAUUACCAUCUGUCUUUCAUUUUGUUGGCAAUAAGGUCCAGUGAACAUUUCACUGAGUUUCAGGGUUUGACUCUGUUGAACCUUGGGAGGGAUCAUCAAUAAAGAAUUGUCUUAGCUGAAGAGGAGUUAAUAGAUUCCCCCGAGAAUUAGAUACAUCCCUUUUAAACGCAUCUUAAAAGGCAGAUUUUAGGGCAAUAUACGGGUCGGAUGCAGGGCUUUGGCAGCUUGGUGCAAUGCAGAAGUGCAUGGCUUGCUCUGCAAACAGGCAGAAGGGGAGACAAAACGCUACUUCUGGGAAGGACACUCUGUUGCUUGGCUUUUGCUCACUUACUGAAAUACUGUGCCUCACUUUGCUCCUUCCCAUAUUCCCUCAGAUCGGUUUUAUAGACAUUAACAACAAAAAUAUAAUAGAUAUUUGCCCUUUUAGAUAA